Messenger RNA from Arabidopsis thaliana (thale cress), 2248 nucleotides. RefSeq names its product Protein phosphatase 2C family protein (gene PP2C74). Lineage: Eukaryota; Viridiplantae; Streptophyta; Magnoliopsida; Brassicales; Brassicaceae. The transcript has 4 exons. The record is from RefSeq and is marked reviewed. The coding region runs from base 504 to 1553 and encodes 349 amino acids. Gene Ontology annotation, cellular component: plasma membrane. Gene Ontology annotation, molecular function: protein serine/threonine phosphatase activity.
AAGAAAACAGAGCGCCAUUAUCGGUGAAAGCUGUGGUUGUUCCUUGAAAUCCGAUUCUGAUUCCUUCCUUUUGGAUCCGAUUCUAUCUCCACCUUCAAGCACAAUAUUCGACUCGGUACUCUCUCUUUCUUCUUCUUAUUGCAAAAAGAUUCUCUUUUUAUCUGUUUUGUGGAUAUAGAGAUUCUGGAUAAAAACAAUCAUCUUUUUUCUCUCAAAAAUCUCUGCUUAAGAACUGGGAUUCUUCAAAAGCUCUUCUCUUGUCUGAUUUCUUCUGAAUUUCCCCUCUAAGUCUCUCCAAUUCUUCUCCAUUAGCUAUAAAGUCGAUUCCUUUAUCACCGUUCUGAAGAAUUUGGUCGAAAGUUUUGGCCUUUAGUACCCAAUUUUCAAUCCUGGCGAUAACUGAAUUGAAAAGGGUUCCAAAAGUUACAUCACCUGAAAACAACAGUGCUUUUGAUUGUGUUGGUGGUUUGGAGUGCUUGAUAAGUUUAAUCAGGGCCCUUGAUAUGGGGUCCUGCUUAUCAUCAUCUGGAGGUGGAGGAAGCAGGAGAUCUCUCCAUGGCUCUCCUCAUGUUCCUGGUCCUGGGAGGAGGAAGAGGCCUCCCAAGAGGAGACCUGGGUCUUGUAGUUCUUCGUUUGAUAACACCGAGGAGCCACUUCUUCAUAGGAUCCCUGGAAGGAUGUUUUUGAAUGGCUCUACAGACACCGUGUCUCUCUUCUCUCAACAGGGCAAGAAAGGACCUAAUCAGGACGCUAUGAUUGUUUGGGAGAAUUUUGGGUCUAUGGAGGACACUGUGUUUUGUGGUGUUUUUGAUGGUCAUGGUCCGUAUGGUCACAUUGUUGCAAAGAGAGUGAGGGAUUUGCUUCCACUCAAGUUAGGUUCUCAUUUGGAGUCCUAUGUGUCCCCUGAGGAGGUUCUUAAAGAGAUUAGCCUUAACACUGAUGAUAGAAAGAUCUCAGAAGACCUUGUACAUAUAUCUGCCAAUGGAGAAUCACGAGUCUACAAUAAGGAUUAUGUGAAGGAUCAAGAUAUGAUUCAAAUGCUAAUAGGCUCAAUUGUUAAAGCCUACAGAUUCAUGGAUAAGGAAUUGAAGAUGCAAGUUGAUGUUGAUUGUUUUUGCAGUGGAACAACUGCAGUUACCAUGGUUAAGCAGGGUCAACAUCUUGUUAUCGGGAAUAUCGGGGAUUCAAGAGCAGUAUUGGGUGUGAGGAACAAAGACAAUAAACUUGUUCCUUUUCAAUUAACUGAAGAUCUCAAACCAGAUGUUCCAGCUGAAGCAGAAAGGAUAAAGAGAUGCAGAGGACGUAUAUUUGCUCUUCGAGAUGAACCGGGAGUUGCCCGUCUGUGGCUUCCUAACCACAACUCACCUGGUCUAGCCAUGGCACGUGCUUUUGGAGAUUUUUGCCUCAAAGACUUCGGUCUAAUUUCUGUACCUGACGUCUCCUACCGACGCCUCACUGAGAAGGAUGAAUUUGUUGUCUUGGCAACUGAUGGGGUAAGAAACAUCCAAGCUCAAUGUCAGAAUAAGUGUGGACUAGUGAGCUCAUUCUCUUAAGAACUUUGGAUAUAUGUGUUAUGGACGUAGCAACCUAUACUCUUCUAGCUGUUAAGUACAUUUUUCUCUCUUAAAAAUUUGCUAGAUUUGGGAUGCAUUGACGAAUGAAGAGGUUGUAAAGAUAGUAGCGAAAGCUCCAACGCGUUCCUCAGCAGGUCGAGCAUUGGUGGAGGCUGCAGUGCGUAACUGGAGAUGGAAGUUCCCGACUUCAAAAGUCGAUGACUGUGCCGUAGUUUGCCUAUUCCUUGACUCCGAACCAAACAGAUUGUCAACUGCUUCUUUCUCAAAAGAAAAACACAUCAACAAUGGCGUUACUGAACCUGAACCAGACACAGCAUCAUCAUCAACUCCAGACUCAGGAACCGGAUCGCCUGAGCUCAAUGGAGUCAACAGAAUCGAUACACUUGUGAAUCUCCCAGUAUAUGUCCCAACCAAAGAGUAGGAAGAUAGAACAGAGCCAGGAGCUCAAUGUCUCCUAUGCUCUAUGUUUCUAUCAACAGUUACUGUUUUGGUCAUUUACCUCGGGUAAAAUUACUGUUACACGCCCGUGCUCGUGUGUGACUCAUUGUAUAUAUCUUCUUUUUCAAAUCAUUGUAAUACUUUUGCUACAGACUCUCUUUACUUUGUUAAUAAAUUUCUGAUGCUCCAAUUGAGUUUUUCGUAGCACUUGUUUGAGCAAAUUUUGUUUGUUGGAA